AUGGCCAGUUUGAACCAUAAGAUCCUCCGUACGGCGAACGCGCCUACCGCCUCUCCCAGCGAGGUCGAGACUCUUGUGUGCCAGGCCCUUAUCGACCUCGAGAACCACGUCCCUGACCUCAAGGUCGAGCUCCGCCCUCUGCAGGUGAGCACCGUGAAGGAGGUCGACGUUAAGGGCGGCAAGAAGGCGUACGUCGUUUUUGUGCCCGUGCCCCAGCUUAAGGCUUUCCACAAGAUUCAGCAGCGGCUAACCCGCGAGCUCGAGAAGAAGUUUUCGGACCACCACGUGGUGUUUGUUGGCCAGCGCCGCAUUUUGCCCAAGCCCUCUGCGCACAGCCGUGCGAAACAGCCGCGCCCUCGUAGCCGCACGCUCACUGCAGUCCAGGACGGCAUCCUUGACGACCUUGUGUACCCCACAGAGAUCACCGGCAGGCGCACGCGCGUGGCUACCGACGGCAGCAAGCUCAUGCGCUGCUUCCUGGACCCGAAAGAUGCCAUCAGUGUCGAGUACAAGCUCGACACCUUCUCGAGCAUCUACCGCAAGCUCACCGGCAAGGACGUCGUUUUCUCUAUCUAA
Messenger RNA from Malassezia vespertilionis, 576 nucleotides. It is a transcript of the gene rps7, whose product is annotated as ribosomal protein S7. Gene Ontology annotation, cellular component: 90S preribosome; cytosolic small ribosomal subunit; small-subunit processome. Lineage: Eukaryota; Fungi; Basidiomycota; Malasseziomycetes; Malasseziales; Malasseziaceae. Gene Ontology annotation, molecular function: structural constituent of ribosome. Gene Ontology annotation, biological process: translation; ribosomal small subunit biogenesis; rRNA processing. The transcript has 2 exons. The record is from RefSeq and is a predicted model, not a curated record. Bases 1 to 576 code for a protein of 191 amino acids.